Messenger RNA from Lachancea dasiensis, 723 nucleotides. NCBI's taxonomy places the organism in Eukaryota, Fungi, Ascomycota, Saccharomycetes, Saccharomycetales, Saccharomycetaceae. The record is from the annotation of a GenBank genome assembly.
AUGUCAGCUCCAAAAUUGCUGUUUUUACAUGGUUUCCUGCAAAACGGUAAAGUGUUUUCUGAAAAGUCUUCCGGCAUUAGAAAGCUUUUGAAGAAGGCUAAUAUACAAUGCGACUACCUAGAUGGUCCAACUACUUUGCAAAAAACAGACUUGCCAUUUGAAUUGGACGACGAAAAAUGGGAAGCCACCACGCAGGCUCAAUUGAAUAAAUCGUGGUUUUAUCACUCAGAAGUUUCGAAAGACCUGGACAUUUCCAAUGCUAUCCAAAGCGUCUGUGACUACAUCAGAGUAAAUGGGCCAUACGACGGCAUUGUAGGCUUUUCCCAAGGUGCGGCGAUUGCCACGAUCGUCGCGAACAGAAUCACGGAGCUGAUACCAGAGCACCCUCCGUUUAAAGUCGGCUUGAUAUUUUCUGGCUACUCAUUCACUGAACCUGACCCUCGACAUGAGGGACAAUUACGCAUUGCAGAGAAGUUUCAGACCAGCUUCGCACCACAGGCUGCAAGUCCUACCAAAAUGCUGUUUGUGUGGGGUGCUGCUGACCAAGCGGUGCCCGCAACAAGAUCCAAGUACCUCUACAAUUUAUACGUCAACAGGGAGGACAGCCCAGUAUUGGCUAAGUACUACGAACAUCCCGGCGGCCACAUGGUUCCCAACAAAAAGGACAUUUUGAGGCCCAUCGUCGAAGAAAUAAGCUCGGCGCUGGGUAGCCCAGUCGCGUGA